Messenger RNA from Gadus morhua (Atlantic cod), 2095 nucleotides. Its product is annotated as insulin-like growth factor-binding protein 5. The transcript is spliced from 4 exons. The coding region runs from base 107 to 1231 and encodes 374 amino acids. NCBI's taxonomy places the organism in Eukaryota, Metazoa, Chordata, Actinopteri, Gadiformes, Gadidae. Gene Ontology annotation, cellular component: extracellular region. Gene Ontology annotation, biological process: regulation of insulin-like growth factor receptor signaling pathway. The record is from RefSeq and is a predicted model, not a curated record. Gene Ontology annotation, molecular function: insulin-like growth factor II binding; fibronectin binding; insulin-like growth factor I binding.
CUCCUCCUCACCUUAUACCUCCGACUCACCUUACACCUCCUCCUCCUCCUCCUCCUCCUCACACCGUGAGAUCAGCGUCACGGCCCGCCUCCCCCGUCACGCGCCGAUGCACGCGAGCCCCGGGGCGGUUUUGUUAACCACGGGCCGCGGGGGCGGUGCGCGCCACAACACACAGAGCCCGCCGCGCGAGGAGGAAGCACGCGAGAGGACUCCGCCGUCGGCUUCCAGACUAUCCAAACGCGCCGCGGACCGCUCUGCCCCCCCCCCCCCUGCGUUGACUGAGGUUGGACGAGGACCCCCGCCUGCGGACGUCGUCGACCCUCGCGCGCAGCCCGCCGGACGUGUAGACGCGCGUGUGGGAGCAUCCGAGCGGGUCCCCCCCUCUCAGGUUGGUGCCAUGCCGCCCCUGCUCGCCCUGGUCCUGCUCGCCGCUCUGCUCCACGCGGCGCCGUCCCGCGCCGCCUCCUACGUGCCCUGCGAGGCGUGCGACCCCAAGACGCUGGCGCUGUGCGCGCCCGUGGCCCCGGGCUGCCGGGAGCCCGUGAAGGAGCCCGGCUGCGGUUGCUGCCUGACGUGCGCGCUGGAGGCGGGCCGGCCCUGCGGCGUGUACACCGGGCCGUGCGCCCGGGGGCUCCGGUGCCUGCCGGAGGCCGGCGAGGAGAAGCCCCUGCGCGCGCUGCUCCACGGCCGCGGCGCGUGCCGGGCCGAGGCGCCGUUCAAACGACAACUCUGGCCGCGCGACGAUGGGGUAUCUCCGGGCGAUGCUAAGCUAGGGGGGCCCCUGCUCUUCGGGGCCCCCUCGAGGGUGCCGCUGUACGGGGACCGCGACCACGUCGGGCGCCGCAAGGCCCAGGCCAUGAAGCUAGCCCGGGAGAGGGGGAAACAGCUGGCCCGGCAGGGCGCCUCUCGGGGCGGCCUGGAGCCCAGGCCCCUGGACCCCAGGCCCCUGGCCCCGGAGAAACCCCAGCCACAGUUUGGCCCCUGCAGGACCAGACUGGAUCAUGUGAUCCAGAGUAUGAGGGUCUCCUCUCGGGUCGCGGCUCUCUCCCUCUACCUCCCCAACUGUGACAAGAAGGGUUUCUACAAGAGGAAGCAGUGCAAACCAUCGCGGGGGAGGAAGAGGGGUAUCUGCUGGUGUGUGGACCCCUUGGGCAUCAAACUUGUGGGAAGCGUCUACAGCGGCGGAGACCUACAGUGCAAGGAUCCCGACGACAGCAACGGCAACGAAUGAGAGCGCUCGGACUGGCGCAGAACCCCUCCCUCCUCACCCAAUCAGCAUGAAGACUGCAGAUCGACUGCCCCGCCCCUAGAACACACAAACACCUCACACCCACACGGCACCAGGUGACCUGGUUUCAAAAGACCAGUUAUUACCCAUCAUGCACCAAACGAUGCAUCACUCCAUUACCCAUCAUGCACCAGCACUCAGAUGUUAAUCCCCAACUGUAUGAGUAUUUUAUACAUUAUCUCUAUACCUCUGUAACCGAUAGAAAAGGAAACAUAUAUCUAUUUUUGUAUUUGACUUAAAGAUACAAGGUCUGAGUCGCAGGCUUCACGGUGAUUCACGUGAAGACGAGUCGUGUGCAUGUCUGGGAACCUGACCCUCUUCCUCUUCAUCGACACUUCGGUGCACUUGGCUAUAAACAGGGCUAGCUGCUAGCUGUUAGCAGGAGCCGUGAGGUCUUCCUCAGCAGGGGGGCCUUCCCCUCUCCUCAGGGCCGCUGUAGAUGGAAAGGUCAAAAGGUCGAAUGGAGGGCAGUUGGUUGUAACUUUCCCGCCACGUAACGAGCCAAGUCGCCCCCCCGCUGAAGGGUUCAUGUUCCCGCCAAAAAGACCCCUCGGUCGGUGAGAGCGGGCGCGACCGCACGCACCUUACCGUCAACACGUAUGUUAUGAUAAGACAGGGGUCACCAACCUUUUUGAACCUUCAUGGGUACCGAGUCAUACGAAGGGCACCCAGCUUGAUACACUCUUCUGAAAUAACCAAUUUGCUCAGUUUGCCUUUCGUUAUGUAUUAUUAAUAUUGAUUAAUGAUACUCAUCUAUGUGAGGAAACUGAUCAUGUGGUCCCUGCGGGCGCCUCAUGUGGUGCCCGC